Molecule: messenger RNA, 1676 nt
Organism: Triticum dicoccoides
Lineage: Eukaryota; Viridiplantae; Streptophyta; Magnoliopsida; Poales; Poaceae
Product: fructose-bisphosphate aldolase-lysine N-methyltransferase, chloroplastic-like
Exons: 15
Coding region: 45-1442 (465 amino acids)
Biological process (GO): peptidyl-lysine monomethylation
Molecular function (GO): protein binding; protein-lysine N-methyltransferase activity
Source: RefSeq, a predicted model, not a curated record
CGUCGCUCUGUUUGUUUGUACAGCCGAAGCAGAGUAGGAGGAGGAUGGCGGCGGUAGUGGUGCGCCGCCGCCUCGCCCUCGCCGGCGCCCCUCUUCUUCCCACCUACCGCCAGCUCGCCGCCGCCGCCAUCCCCAUCCCCAUCCCCAAGGUGAAUGAGGACGAGCAUUCGGGUGCUUUCCUGCGGUGGCUGCGGAGCAAGGCGGGGUCCGGCAUCUCGUCGGUGCUGCGCAUCGGGACCUCGCCCUUGGGAAGGUCCUUGUUCGCUUCGCAGCCCAUCCAGGAGGGGGACUGCAUACUGCAACUGCCUCACACUGCUCAGCUUACUCAAGAUAAACUUCCUCGAGAGGUCCGCCUGUUGCUCGACGACGAUGCUGCUGUUGCGGGAGACACAGCGGCCAAAGUAGCCGUGCUCCUUAUGAUGGAGCAGCGACUGGGACAUGAAUCGGGAUGGGCGCCGUAUGUUACAUCUCUUCCGGCCAAGGAUCAGAUGCACAACAUGAUGUUCUGGGAUCUGGAUGAGCUUGAUAUGGUCCGACAUAGCCCGGUCUAUGAUGAAGCCAUCAAACAGAAGGAACAAGUCAGGAAACAAUUUUCAGCAGCAAAACCAGCUCUUGAACAUUUUCCACAUUUGUUUGAAGAAAUCAAGCUGGAGGAUUUCAUGCAUUCUUCUGCAUUGGUUUCAUCUCGAGCUUGGCAGACUUCUAGAGGUGUAUCACUGGUUCCAUUUGCAGAUUUCCUUAACCAUGAUGGUGCUUCUGAUUCUAUAUUAGUGUAUGAUGAAGAGAAAGCUGUUUCAGAGGUCAUUGCCGACAGGAAUUAUGCUGUUGGUGAACAGGUCAUGAUAAGAUAUGGGAAAUACUCGAAUGCCAUGCUAGCACUUAAUUUCGGAUUUACACUUUCCAGAAACAUAUAUGACCAGGCACAUAUUUGGAUAGAUAUGUCAGAGCAAGAUCCACUUUAUAAAAAGAAGCUUGACAUAUGGGAAAAGCACCGUACUCCAAAAUCUCAACACAUGUGCAGCUCUGGCUGCGCUAGAACUUCUUUUGCUAUAAAGGAAGUCAAAUGCUCUGGAAACAAAGGGGUUGGGAUUCCACAGGCCUUGCGUGCAUUUGUUCGGAUUUUCUGUGCCACCUCAAUUGAAGAAUUGGAAGAGAUGACCGUGGAGGCUGCUGAAAAUGAUGGCCGGCUUGCGAGGCGUCCUCUGAAGCAUGCGGAGGGAGAAGUCCAUGCUCACCGCAAGUUGCUUCUGCACCUCGACAACAUGAUUCAGGGUCAUUCUACAGCUAUUGAGCAACUUGAAACCAUUGAUGGCGCUGCAUCUAGGAGCAUGCAUCCGUUCAGAAAAGAGAUGGCUAAAAAUUUACUUGCCGGCGAGCUACAGAUUUUGCAGAGUGCUUAUGCAUGGGUUGCAAACUACUGUAAAACUGUGGCAUGUACAUGAUCAUCCCAGCCUAAUUAUAGGAGCAUGCAUGAGAGGGAGCGUAGGAUUGCCAGCCCUGUUAAGAUGCAUGGGAAUUGGUGGCCACAUGCAUCUCGAGCACUUUUAUUGAUAUAUAGAUUUGAGGUGUGUACUGUGUAGUGUGCUGCUAGAAAUAUUAGGCAUGUUUGUAACCUAGGAAUUGACAUGAUUUUUGGAGGUUUGAUGUUUUUCAAUGAAAUUUAUGCAUUUUCAACA